GGCCGGGCGGAGCGCUGCUCGGCCCGCUGCCAUGGCCGCGGCGGCGCUGACGGCGGCGCUGCUGGGCGGGGGUCUGCUCCUCGCCGCCUGGCGCUGGCUGCGGGCCGCGGCACGAGCCGGAGCCGGAGCCGGGACCUCCAUGCGGGGCAAGACGGUGAUCAUCACCGGGGCCAACAGCGGGCUGGGCCGGGCGGCGGCCACCGAGCUGUUGCGGAUGCAGGCCCGCGUCAUCAUGGGGUGCCGCGACCGGGCGCGGGCCGAGCGGGCGGCCCGCGAGAUCCGAGCCGAGCUGGGCGAGCGGGAGGCGGCCGAGGGCGGCGGCGAGCUGGUGGUCCGCGAGCUGGACCUGGCCUCGCUGCGCUCCGUGCGCGCCUUCUGCCACCGCGUCCUCCAGGAAGAGCCAAGGCUGGAUGUUCUGAUAAAUAAUGCAGGGAUAUUCCAGUGUCCAUACCUGAAGACAGAGGAUGGCUUUGAGAUGCAGUUUGGUGUAAACCACUUGGGUCACUUCUUGCUCACCAACCUUCUUCUGGGCCUCCUCAAAAAUUCUGCUCCUAGCAGGAUUGUGGUAGUAUCCUCAAAGCUUUACAAGUACGGAGAAAUCAACUUUGAAGACUUGAACAGUGAAAUAAGUUACAAUAAAAGCUUUUGUUACAGCCGGAGUAAACUGGCUAAUAUAUUAUUUGCAAGGGAGCUAGCCCGUCGUUUGGAAGGGACAGGAGUCACUGUCAAUUCACUUCAUCCGGGUAUUGUCAGAACAAAUUUAGGCAGAUAUGUGAAUAUUCCGUUACUGGCAAAACCCCUAUUCAAUUUGGUGUCAUGGGCUUUCUUCAAAACACCUCUGGAAGGAGCCCAGACUUCUAUUUAUUUGGCCUCUUCUCCUGAUGUUGAAGGUGUGUCUGGGAAAUAUUUUGGGGACUGCAAAGAGGAGGAACUUCUGCCCAAAGCCAUGGAUGACUUGGUUGCAAGAAAAUUGUGGGAUAUAAGUGAAGUGAUGGUUGGAUUAUUGAAAUAAGUGCCAGGGAUUAUCUGCUAAGAAGAAUGCAGAUAACUAUGCAAUACAUAUUUGGAACUGUAAUUCUCACCUUAAAUGCUGUGAGAACACAGAUCAGUGCUUAUAAAUGUUUGAUAGAGGAGUGAUUUAUGCUGGAAUUCUGUUUUAAAAUAAUCUUUAUUUAAUAGGCACAAGCAUUCAAGAAGAACCUGAAAUAGAGUUUGAGGGUGUGAAUGUAAUUUCGGACUAAAUCUGUUCAGAAAGUCAUGUUCUAAAAUAAAAAUUAAACAAAACUGUGUUUUGCAGUAUAUAUUUCCUAUUUGUCAUGUUCUGCUACUUUUUAGUCACACUGGACAAUAUAGGGUGUUGAUGGUGAAAUGCUUUUCCUGUGAAAUGGUUUUAAAAAUAGAACCAAAUACUAAGAUCUUUGUCUUUUUGAGCCAUCAUGGUGAAAACUGGAGCACAGUUUUACUGGUAUCUUAUACUGUAAUCAUAGGGCCUCAUGAGUGCUAUUCAAAGACACUGAAUGCUUCCGUGAGCAAAACUGUUGAGCUGUAUACAGUUUAGCUAUGAAGUACAAAGUUAACUUUUUGAGUUUUAUGUAACUUGCUGUUUCUAGAUAUGCAGACUCCUUGGAUUUCAUUGAAAACAUAGUUGACAUGUCUCGUCUCAGUAGGACUUUGCAUGAGUUGUGUCCGUGCAAAGUUUACAAGACUUCAGCCAGAUUAGACUGAAGAGAAAUGCUUCUUAGUACGUUUGGAUUGAUUGCACUUUUAACUCAGUGAGAUUAGGUAAGACCGACUGAUACAGCUUAAUGAAUAUUCUUUAAUAAAAAUCUUAAAAAGA
Numida meleagris (helmeted guineafowl) is the source of this 1837-nucleotide messenger RNA. RefSeq names its product retinol dehydrogenase 14-like. The transcript is spliced from 2 exons. Bases 32 to 1012 code for a protein of 326 amino acids. The record is from RefSeq and is a predicted model, not a curated record. Lineage: Eukaryota; Metazoa; Chordata; Aves; Galliformes; Numididae.